Molecule: messenger RNA, 2602 nt
Organism: Sinocyclocheilus anshuiensis
Lineage: Eukaryota; Metazoa; Chordata; Actinopteri; Cypriniformes; Cyprinidae
Product: sodium- and chloride-dependent GABA transporter 2-like
Exons: 15
Coding region: 384-2282 (632 amino acids)
Biological process (GO): sodium ion transmembrane transport; nitrogen compound transport; amino acid transport
Cellular component (GO): plasma membrane; cell projection
Molecular function (GO): gamma-aminobutyric acid:sodium:chloride symporter activity
Source: RefSeq, a predicted model, not a curated record
UUAUUACCUUUAAUCCACAGCCUGGGCAAACGGUUCUUAGUGCGUUCACGACUGUCCGGAGCGCGAACUUCGUCGCAUAAUGAUGUAUGUGUGGGCACAAACUCACAUGUAAGCCGAUGACGCUGUUUGUUUACAACGGAGAGUGAGGAUUAACAGCAACUUUUCAUUUUUGGGUGAACUAUCCCUUUAAUGUCUUUGGUUUGGUCUUGAUUGUGACAGGGCUGAACUGAACGCACAGAUGCGUCUGACCCGUUAAUUCAAGCUGACAGAUAUGAACACAGUGAGUGAGUCUUCUGUUCCUCACACAGAGAGAGUCUUUUCAGCAGUGCCGUAUCCCACAAUGCUCGUGUGAUCUGCUAGUAUCAUGGCACACAGCAGACGUGAUGCAGUCACCAGUAAUGCACCAGAACAGGGACAGUUCACCCAAAAGAGAGAAAGAGAUCACGACUAAGAUGGACCCGUCUAACGGGCUGAACCGGCCGCUGGACAUCGUCCCGCACACGGAGGUGAAGAUGAAGGACAGGGGACAGUGGAGCAACAAGCUGGAGUUUGUCCUGUCGGUGGCCGGAGAGAUCAUCGGACUGGGAAACGUGUGGCGCUUCCCGUAUCUCUGCUACAAGAACGGUGGAGGUGCAUUCUUCAUUCCCUACCUGAUCUUCCUCUUCACCUGCGGUAUUCCCGUGUUUUUCCUGGAGAUUUCUCUGGGUCAGUACACCAGCGAGGGAGGAAUCACAUGCUGGAGGAAGAUCAGCCCGCUGUUUGAAGGGAUCGGAUACGCCACUCAGGUCAUCGUGGCCCUGCUGAACUUCUACUAUAUAAUCGUUUUGGCCUGGGGAAUAUUUUACCUGUCCUUCUCCUUCUCCUGGAACCUGCCGUGGGCCUCCUGCAACAACACCUGGAAUACUGAUUUCUGCAUAGAAUUCCAAAGACGAAAUGAAUCCAUUGACCAAAGUCACUUUGAAAACGCAACAUCGCCCGUAAUUGAGUUUUGGGAACGCAGAGUUUUGCGGAUCUCGUCUGGGAUCGAGGAGAUAGGAACGCUGCACUGGGAUCUGGUCCUCUGUCUGUUGCUGGCCUGGGUUCUCUGUUAUUUCUGCAUUUGGAAAGGCGUCAAAUCCACCGGCAAGGUGGUGUACUUCACUGCGACCUUCCCGUAUGUGAUGCUGUUGAUUUUACUGAUCAGAGGGGUCACACUGCCAGGAGCGUCCCGUGGGAUCCAGUUCUACCUUUAUCCCGACCUGGGACGAUUAGCGGACCCACAGGUGUGGAUGGACGCAGGCACACAGAUCUUUUUCUCGUAUGCCAUCUGUUUAGGUUGCCUCACCGCGCUCGGAAGCUACAAUAAAUACAACAACAACUGCUACAGGGAUUCUUUGGCCCUGUGUUUCUUGAACAGCGGAACCAGUUUUGUCGCUGGUUUUGCCAUCUUCUCGAUUCUCGGCUUCAUGUCUUACGAACAGAACGUCCCAAUUUCAGAAGUGGCCGAGUCUGGUCCUGGUUUGGCGUUCAUUGCAUAUCCGCGGGCAGUGUCGAUGAUGCCCAUCUCUCCGCUGUGGGCCUGUUUCUUCUUCAUCAUGAUUGUUCUGCUGGGGUUGGACAGUCAGUUCGUGUGUGUGGAGAGUCUGGUCACGGCUAUGGUAGACAUGUACCCGAAUUUCUUCCGCCGGAAGAACCGCAGAGAGCUGCUCAUCCUCGUCAUAGCCAUCGUGUCCUUCCUCGUGGGUCUCAUCAUGCUCACAGAGGGUGGAAUGUAUGUCUUCCAGCUGUUUGACUACUACGCAGCCAGUGGGAUAUGUUUGCUCUUUGUAGCUGUUUUUGAGACCGUCUGCAUCGCUUGGAUAUACGGUGCUAAUCGGUUUUAUGACAAUAUCGAGGACAUGAUUGGUUACCGUCCUGGGCCAUAUAUUAAAUACUGCUGGCUCUUUUUCACUCCAGCUACAUGUUUUGGUACAUUUGCAUUCUCCCUGAUCAAAUACACUCCUCUGAAGUAUAAUAACGAGUAUGUGUACCCGUGGUGGGGCUACGCUCUCGGCUGGCUGCUGGCGCUCUCUUCUAUGGUUUGCAUCCCGCUGUGGGUUGUUUCUAAACUGAGCACAGCCAAAGGUUCACUGAGAGAGCGUUUCCACGAGCUCAUCACGCCCUCGCCGGACCUGCCCAAAACCAGACGAGAGCAGGAGAAACUUCAGGCCAUCUUUGCAGCCGACGGCGACACUCUUCGCCAGCGAGGCGGUCCGACCAAAGACGGGUACUUCCCUGUCAGCGAGAAGGAGUCGCACUGCUAGACGGAGCACUGCAUGUGCUUCUAAAGCUUCCCGUGAUACCUCACACAGUACUGGCAGCCAAAUAAGCAUUACGACAGACAGGCCAGGAUCCACAGCCUGGGAGGGCAUUUGAAAUGCUUGCUCUUAUUGGUCAGAAGGCAUCGAAAGCCAGAGUGUGUCAAUAUUAUAGACAGCAGAAUGUUGAAACACAACGUAAUCACACUCAUUUAAAAGAAAAACAUGAUAGUUGAGAGAAAACGUAGGGUUAGCUAGGGUUACAAAAAACAUCUAAAAUACACUUUUAAGUGUUUAUUUUAUUACGCACUCUCAGAAAAAAAGGU